Oryza sativa Japonica Group (Japanese rice) is the source of this 1276-nucleotide messenger RNA. RefSeq names its product momilactone A synthase. NCBI's taxonomy places the organism in Eukaryota, Viridiplantae, Streptophyta, Magnoliopsida, Poales, Poaceae. The record is from RefSeq and is a predicted model, not a curated record.
AUGAUCAGUGUAAUUGGGCAAAAAUCGACUUCUCCUGCAAAUUUAGUCGUUAGUGGCUUCUUCUCCGCGGCCUCCGACUCCCAGAGGUUGGCCGGCAAGGUGGCCGUCAUCACCGGCGGCGCCAGCGGCAUCGGCAAGGGGACGGCCACGGAGUUCAUCAAGAACGGCGCCAAGGUCAUCAUCGCCGACAUCCAGGACGACCUCGGCCACUCGGUGGCGGCGGAGCUCGGCCCGGACGCCGCGUACACGCGCUGCGACGUCGCCGACGAGGCGCAGGUCGCCGCGGCCGUGGGCCUCGCCGUUAAGCGGCACGGCCACCUCGACGUGUUCCACAACAACGCCGGCAUCGCCGGGAGGCUACCAGGGCGGCGCUCGCCGCCGCCGUCAAGCUAGCACGCCGCGCGCGCCAUGGCGCCUCGCCGCACGGGCCUCAUUCAGAACAUAAGUAGGCCCGAUCAAGCAUGAGGCCCAAGUAGAACCCACUACUCUCAAAUACAUGGCAUUCGGCGAGCAAGGAAAAUUAACCAACAGUUCGUAAUCAGGUUGAACUUGAACACGUCUGAAAUUUUGGUCUGUGUUCUUUACUUAGUGUUUCCAACUUCACUGUACUCGUUUUUCACACGCACACUUCCCAAACUGCAAAACGGUGUGUUUUUCUAAAAAAAAUUUAUAUAGAAAAAUUGCUUUAAAAAUUCAUAUUAAUCCCAUUUUUAUAAUAUAUAGCUAAUACUUAAUUAAUUAUGCACUAAUAAAUCGCUAUGUUUUUAUGAGCCCCCAACUCAGUUUGCCGUCCACUUUGUGAGGGCAAUAAAUAAAUAAAUAAAAAUCCGAUUUAACCUGAUCUAAAACAAACCAUACACCUAUUUUACGUCUUCCAGAUUGGAGAGGAUGUUGUGCAGUAUGUGCCUUGUGGCCAUAUUUCUAGAUUACAGGACAAUAAUAUCCUGACUACACUGAACCCAUAAAUACAAACAAACAAAAAAACCAUAACCUUGUGACCAACUGAACAUGGUGAUGUAUAAACUACACAACUGACAGCGAUCUGCUUAGCCGCCUGGAAAAAGAACUAAGCAACUUUGAGUCAUUGCUACUUUGAUGUCAACGAAAGAGAGAGAGAACUAAUACAAGCAAUAGUGUUGCAUGUGUCUUACGUGUCACCGCCAUGUAUGAAAAUUGACGAAAGGUUCUUCGGAGUAAAAGAGGCGACAACCCAUCAAAUAAUUAAUCGAAUUCAGGACGAAUUGGGUUGUUGGAGUUUGGCCGGCGCAAAGCACAU